This is a messenger RNA of Aspergillus niger, 675 nucleotides long. RefSeq lists its product as uncharacterized. The transcript has 5 exons. NCBI's taxonomy places the organism in Eukaryota, Fungi, Ascomycota, Eurotiomycetes, Eurotiales, Aspergillaceae. Gene Ontology annotation, molecular function: acyltransferase activity. The coding region runs from base 1 to 675 and encodes 224 amino acids. The record is from RefSeq and is a predicted model, not a curated record.
AUGUGGGAAGUCUGUGGACGGAUGAUGGUCGAGGGACGGGGGGCCUGGAGCGCGAUCUCGGCUUCUAGAUGGAAUUAUUCGGCAUACUUCCAUCCCGACCAUGCCAGACAUGGCACGAUCAAUGUUCACGCGGGGCGUUUUCUUACGGAAGACAUGUCGCUCUUUGAUGCACCAUUCUUCAAAUUGACGGGGAAUGCAGUCACGGAUGGGGCUUCCGCAGCAGCUAGCGUCUGUGCUGUCGUACAACUCACCGGCAGCGUCGUGAAAAUAUGUGGUGGCUAUCUACAAGAGAUGAAGAAUGCUCGGGAGGAUAUCGUUGCUUUACAGCGAUCGAUUACGGGCCUUGAAGCGGCUAAAAUCAAGGUUGAUCCUGGGAGAGGAAAGGGUAUGAUGAGAAGACUCGGACUUCCAGCAUACAAAUGGCCUUUGAAACACACAGAGGUGUACAGAAUCAUCCAUGGUCUCGGGAAGUAUAAACCAUCUUCAACUUGUCUUUGCAGAUUGACAGAAUGUAGGUCUCUCAGUCAGAAUCAUCAAGAAUGCUUUGCUUAUUUCUACUCAUGGCUCUCCUGGCCGGAGAAAUCGACUAUCUCCCGCAACAGUGGCAAAAUCCUUGAAAGAGGCCAAGCUCUUAGAAGCAAGCUUCUUCUUUCCGAGAGGCGGGGGAUGCCGUAG